CUGUUCCCCUGGAAAGAGGCGGGCAGGAAUUAAAGGAAAUGGCGUCUCCAAAAUCCUUAUUGAAUAUUCUGACCUUCACUUUUGGAUCGGCAAUUGGUUUUUUCCUAUGUUACUUACUGUUUAAUUUAAGAUUAGAUGAACAAAUCAAGGUUGAGCCUCACAUUCUUCAUAAUGAUCCUCAUGGCCAUCAUUCAGAUAAUGAUGAAAACAAUAACCUGAAAGGACAAAUGAAUUUCAAUGCUGAUGCUGGGCAACAUAAAGAUGAAAAUAAAAAUAUUGCUGAAGACUUGUACCAGAAGGUAAGAAUACUUUGCUGGGUGAUGACAGGUCCCCAAAAUCUGGAAACAAAAGCCAAACAUGUCAAAGCUACUUGGGCCCAGCAUUGCAACAAAAUCCUAUUUAUGAGCUCUGAGGAAAACAAGAACUUUCCAACAGUAGGAUUAGAAACCAAAGAAGGCAGGGACCACUUAUACUGGAAAACUAUUAAAGCUUUCCAGUAUGUACAUGAACAUUAUUUUGAUGAAGCAGAUUGGUUCAUGAAGGCAGAUGAUGACACUUACGUUGCACUGGACAAUUUGAGAUGGCUCCUCUCAAAAUACAAUCCUGAAAAACCCAUUUAUUUUGGGCGAAGAUUUAAGCCUUUUGUAAAACAGGGCUAUAUGAGUGGUGGGGCAGGAUAUGUGCUUAGCAAAGAAGCUCUGAAAAGAUUUGUGGAUGCCUUCAAAAAUAACAAAUGUACUCAUAGCUCUUCCAUUGAAGACUUAGCAUUAGGCAAGUGUAUGGAGAGCAUUAAUGUUGAAGCUGGAGAUUCUCGGGAUACAAGCGGCAAGGAAACCUUCCAUCCAUUUGUGCCAGAACAUCAUUUAAUCAAAGGAUACCUUCCCAAAAACUUUUGGUACUGGAAUUACAACUAUUACCCUGCUGUGGAGGGCCCUGCUUGCUGUUCUGAUCUAGCAGUUUCUUUUCACUAUGUAGAUGCUACUACUAUGUAUCAUUUGGAAUACUUGAUUUAUCAUCUUCGUCCUUACGGUUAUCAAUUCAGAUACAAUCCUGAUGUCCCAGAAAAACAAAAUUUAAGUGAGGCUACAAAAGGUGGUAUCAAACUCAAAGCUGAAGAAAAUCUUCCAAAGCUUCUAAAUAAGGGGUUGCUCAGCUAACAGUGGCAAAAUGAAUUUCCUAAGUGUAUUUCCAAAGUAUUCUUUUGUAUCCUUUUCUAAUAUGCUGGUACAUUUUUUCCAUAUGCCAAGGGACUGCAUGCAGUACUUCUAUCAAAGCUUUACUUUACUGACACAUAGACUCAAUCUGUACUUGAAACAAAUACUUUUGUUUUUUUUCACACAUGGACUUUCAACAUUGUCAUCCUUUUGCAUUAGGAUUUGAAUGUAUUAUUACCUUUUUCUAACAAAAAAUUCACUCUCUCUGCUUUGUUAAAUCAGAAAAUGAUGAAAACAUUCAAGUAUGCAUAUGAAGAAAACACUUAAUGCCAUGAAAUCAUCCAAAAAAACCUGCAGCAUCAAAAACGACGGCAAGAGGCCAAAUUUAAAUAACAUUUUCUUAACAGCUUGAAGACUUUUAUUGCAAUUUUUGUAUCAUAGCCAGAAUGUUUCCAUAUAAUGAAGUCUUAAUGGUAUCCAAAAGACAGGUGCAAAUAUCGUUAGUAGAUAUGUGUGAAUAUAAUUCAGUUAUUAGAAAGAUUGUUGUCUAAGCAAACAAAAUAUUUCUUGAUAUUACUGUUUUUCAUUUGCUUUGUUUCGCUGUUUUAACUUCCUCUGGAACAUGAAUUAUUAUAUGAACUAUUCAUUAGAAAUAGCCUUCUUUAAGUUUCAUUCUAAAUAUUCCGAACUGGAUUUGUUUAUAUUAGAAUAUUAAAUAAUGUUGUGAAUUUAGUAUUUUUAGCUGUUUCUACUUUGCAUUUAGAGUUAAAUACUUUUUAAUUAAUCUUCACUAAUAUCUUGGUAACAAAUUUUGACAAUUACAUUUUUUUCUUUCUUGUUUUUCAACACAACAAGAAGAUCAGUAUUAGGAAUAGGAAAACAUGUUGAGUUUCAAAUACACAAUUAUAGAUAGCUACUGGAUAAA
This is a messenger RNA of Thamnophis sirtalis, 2079 nucleotides long. RefSeq names its product core 1 synthase, glycoprotein-N-acetylgalactosamine 3-beta-galactosyltransferase 1 (gene C1GALT1). NCBI's taxonomy places the organism in Eukaryota, Metazoa, Chordata, Lepidosauria, Squamata, Natricidae. Gene Ontology annotation, cellular component: membrane. Gene Ontology annotation, molecular function: N-acetylgalactosaminide beta-1,3-galactosyltransferase activity. The record is from RefSeq and is a predicted model, not a curated record.